AUGAAAAGUGCAUGUGUGCAAGCCGACUAUUGCGCUAGUGCUGUUGCAGCGGGUGUGGGAGGGGUGCACCCGAUCGCGGUUACACAAACGCAGCGCGGGCGGUCGUCAGAGCGCGGGGCGACCUGCGUCGGCCGCCUGCUGCGAGCGACUGCCGCCCGGGCCGCGGCGCCGCGCUCACCACGCGGCUCCACGCACCGCCUGCACCGGCACCACGGCUCACGACCGCACCGCAACGCUGCACGCAACGCCCGGCCACCUGCUAACACGCUGCAGGCCUACGCCACGCAGAUAUCGAUGUUUUUUUUUUCUCACCGAGCGUGCCGCGCGACCGAGGGGCGGUGUGCACGCACCGCGGUGCGGGGCGCCGGUCCUGCGCGCUGCGUCACGCAUCCGUCUCGGCGUUUUCUUGCGUGUUCCCGCAACCGGCCAUCUGCAGAG
Iphiclides podalirius (scarce swallowtail) is the source of this 438-nucleotide messenger RNA. NCBI's taxonomy places the organism in Eukaryota, Metazoa, Arthropoda, Insecta, Lepidoptera, Papilionidae. The record is from the annotation of a GenBank genome assembly.